Truncatella angustata is the source of this 3474-nucleotide messenger RNA. RefSeq lists its product as uncharacterized. The record is from RefSeq and is a predicted model, not a curated record. Gene Ontology annotation, cellular component: mitochondrial outer membrane. Gene Ontology annotation, molecular function: ATP binding; ATP hydrolysis activity. The transcript is spliced from 2 exons. The coding region runs from base 153 to 3281 and encodes 1042 amino acids. NCBI's taxonomy places the organism in Eukaryota, Fungi, Ascomycota, Sordariomycetes, Amphisphaeriales, Sporocadaceae.
CUCGUAGACAAGUGCACGGACCCGAUGGGAGCGGAACUAGCGCUAGCUUCGGCAAGUCCAAAAACGGGAACCUGAACAGUAAACAAUUUCCAUCGGCCAGUGACAAGCAAAGCCAUGCGUUCGUCUGCUCGCAUUGAGCGUCAAUUCUUCGAAUGUAUGCUACUUGGGCGCGCGCGUCUCGUUCAGCGGUCCGCCCUGCUUCGAAACUCGGUUUAGCGGCACGUCUCGGCCGCCCUUUUCACGCCUCAGCGCCGGCCCGUGCAGCAGCGGAUGCCACUGACCCGGACAACAAUAACAACAACGAGUCGCAAGAUGGCGCAGACAAGUCCAAGGACAGUGAUAGCGCCGAGGUGAGCCAGGAGAACACCAAGGACGAGAAUCUCCUCGGCGAGAAAGGUCUUGAUGGCAAUGGCGACACUCGUGGACGGCAAAGACGUCCGAACGCCGCGUCGAAGCCCCGCGCAUCGAGACACAGAACACCACAAGAACUGCCACCCAUACGUUUGCCUGCCGAGUUCUACCAAGAGUGUAUCUAUCGCUAUGGGGAUCUGCGCAAGGAUGAAUAUGAUGUAGGGCCUAUCGACCCUGAUUCAUCUGCGCCUCGCGACGCAGAAUCGCUCCUCGAACGGUUCGAAAAACUCCUACAGGAUGGCUCUGAUCACCUAGAGGCCUUCGAUUCUGCUUUUAGUAGCAUAUUCGAAGCUGCGUCCUGGAGUCAGCACGAUGUCCAGCUUUUCACAGAAGACAUACAGCUGGGCAACAUAGAAGAUGCUGCUCAAAGGGGGACGAUCGCGCUCAUCGCAGCGUGGAGUUCAACGCUCAAAGCAGCGGCAAUCAUGCUCCAAGACUCACCUCUAAAACUCGAGGAAUUUUCGAAAACCCUUCAGAUGGGACAAGGCUAUCAAAAGGACCAACUUCGAAAGGACAGAAUGAAAAUCGCCGAAAUGAGGGCCCAGUAUGCGGAAAGGAUACGCCCUUACGACCUGACCUUCGAGCAGGCCGUGUCGAUACUGAAGAACACCAUGCGCUCAAAAAUCCGAUAUGAGAGUCGUUUGGGCCUAGCUCACCAGGAUGCGCUCUAUGAAACAACAUCCUCUAUUCGUGCAGACUUCGCCAUCAGUUCCCCCAAGAAUAUCAAGGUGGCUGAUCUGAAGCGACCUGUCACGAUUCUUCAUUUCCCAUACUAUGACGGAUUUGAGUGGCCGAAAUAUAUUAUGCAAGACAUCGCAGCGGAGGUGGAGGCCGACGUGGUUCACAUAACUGCUCAGGAUAUUGCCCACAUUGCUGGGGCGUACCUCGGCCAAGACACGACUCGGGCACCAGGUCCACUUUCGUUACUUGGCUACAAGACAGCCGAAAACGCUUCGAGGAUAACGCGACCUGCGGAGGAACAUCUUGAGGAGGAUCUACGUGAAGCCUCGCCAUUCUCUAUCGUUAUUCCUAUGGGAAAGCCAAAGAAGGAAGGGAAGAAGAAAAUGUCCAUCAUGGACUACGUCCUCACCGAGCCUAGCAGAGGGAAGUCUGACGAGAUGUGGGUCGACCUGAAGCUCAAUGCUGUUCUGGAAGAAAUGGUCCAUGCAGUUGACUCGGAUUCCGCCGAGCAACGUCCUCUGAUUGUUCACAUACACGACAUCAACGCUCUUAGCAUGGACGAAGACUGCGGUGCUCUGGUUUUAGGCAAGCUACGCAAGAUCGUCGACGACUUGUGGGUAGACGGCAAAAAGGUGGUGCUUGUCGGUACAUGUUCACGAUCGGCGUCCACCAACAACAUCGCAGCACUAAGAGAGCUGAGAAAGACAGACAGAGUUAUCGACCUUCAUCCUCGACCUGAUGAGGCGGUGAAAGCCGGUCCAACUAAUGCGGCUGCUAUGGUGUCGGUCAGCGUUGAUUCUAAGCCUUUCAUCAAAAGGCUGAAGGACACCUCUCGUAAGGAGUACCUCGACGAAAACACACGGAAUAUUGCUACAAUGUUGAGAAGUUUAUUGGACUCAAAUAACAGCAACGAGGAGCUUCGUAUUGAUUUCACGCUGCAAGCAAUGGAUAAACGACAUCGUCCUAAAACCCUCUCAACAAGUCUCCUGCCCGUGUCUGAGGUUUACAGGGUUGUGAAGACUAUGAUUGGGCUCCGGAGGCAACGUCCAGAGGUCUUCAGUCAAGCUGUACUAGAAGAAGCGCUUCGACUUAUCAAGCAUAUUGACAGCGAACACGAGCGCCAGAAAAGUCAUCUCACCGAGACUGCGAGCAGCAUCAUGCGCCAGUUGACGGGCGAGUCGGGUGGUUCCUUAUCCGAGUACGAGAAGAGGUUCAUGUCUGCAUUAGUGAAUCCCAACGAUCUCAAGACCACUUUCAAGGACAUACACGCACCACCUGAGACGAUCGAUUCGAUCAAAAUGCUCACACAGCUCUCGCUCCUUCGCCCUGAAGCAUUUGCAUAUGGUGUUCUAGCCACAGACAGAAUUCCCGGCUGCUUGCUGUAUGGACCUCCAGGAACCGGCAAAACGCUGCUCGCCAAGGCAGUGGCAAAGGAAAGCGGAGCCAACAUGAUCGAAGUAUCUGGUGCAAGCAUCAACCAAAUGUAUGUGGGCGAGAGCGAGAAGAACAUCAGAGCACUGUUCAGCUUGGCGAAGAAGAAGGAACCGCUCGUCAUCUUCAUUGACGAGGCAGACGCGCUACUAGGAGCACGAGGAGGUCGCAACGAUGCCGCUGGGCGCAGAGAUGUCAUCAACCAGUUCUUACGCGAGUGGGAUGGAAUGGAAUCUUCAAAGGCUUUCAUAAUGGUCGCCACAAACCGACCGUUCGAUCUGGAUGAGGCUGUAUUGCGUCGUCUUCCAAGGAAGUUGCUGGUCGAUCUGCCAUUGGAAGCAGAUCGUGCUGCAAUCCUGAAAAUCCAUCUCAAGAAUGAGGCACUUGACGACACUGUCGCAAUUGAGCAGAUGGCCAAGCAGACCGCGCUUUACUCUGGCUCUGACCUGAAAAAUGUGUGUGUCGCAGCUGCCAUGGCUGCUGUGAAGGAAGAGCUCCAAGCAUCCGAGAAACACACGGGCCCGGAGCCCUAUGUGUGGCCCGCGAAGCGCAUCCUGAACCGGAGACACUUCGACAAGGCACUUUCUGAGAUACCCGCCAGUGCUAGUGAGGAUAUGGCAACCCUUGGUGCGAUCAAGAAGUUUGACGAGAGAUACGGAGAGAAGAAAGCAAGGCGCAAGAGGCGCGGCAUGGGUUUCGAGGUCGUACCUGAGGCCACUGACUCCCAUGAAGCGCGGGUCAGGAGUGCCGAUAAGUGAGUGUCGAGUUUCGAGAUCGCCAGGUUGUGCCCAUACAAAAACGGGCGAAAGGUGGCGUCCAAUGAUGAACCAAGCGUAUCUGUAUCCUGUCUUCUUGGAAUUUUCAGUUCCGCCCUAUUGCAUGAUGUAUCUUGUGUUAACAGGACAGCAGAGGAGCCUCGGAAGAUGCGCGCUUAAGAGAACUACUUGCUGG